GUCAGUCUUGCAUUUGGCACCAAACUUACAAGUUGAAAUAAAAAUUUCCUUAUAAACUCAAAUAUACAGAUAGAUUUUAUCCAAAAACAUUUUUCUAGUAAAAAAGUAAAAGGAAACUACAAAUAAUAGUAGAAAAUGUGUGGUAGAUUUGCCUGUACGCUAGCUCCCGAGGAAAUUUGUAAAAGUUGUUCUAGAAAAACUAAAUCAAACAAAAGCCAAGAACCAACAUGGCGAGACGCGCCAGGGAGUAACAAAUACUAUUCAUCUUAUAAUAUCGCUCCAGGAAGUUUUACGCCAGUACUUGUCUCCGAAAAGCACUUUUCAGAGGAUCUCGAAAAGACAGAGGAGUCUGUGAAAGAUGACAAGAAAGUAAAUUACGUUGUUCAACCAAUGAGAUGGGGUUUAGUGCCUUUCUGGCACAAAGGAGAGUCUAUUAAAAGUGUUGGAUAUAAUAUGAUUAAUUGUCGAAGUGACACUAUGGAAUCGAAGAAUGCAUUUUCAGUCCCAUUAAAGAAGGGAAAACGUUGCGUUGUUCUUUUGAACGGGUAUUACGAAUGGCAGGAAAAGAACGAUGUUACUGGUAAAAAGCAACCGUUUUUUAUUACUAACAAAUCUUCAGAAGAAAAACAAAGUCUGUUAACAGUAGCAGGUAUAUUUGAUACCUGGAAACCUAAGGAUGGAGAGGAUCUAGUGAACAGCUAUACCAUAAUAACUGUUGAUGCACACGAAGACUUAAAAUGGCUUCAUAAUAGAAUGCCAGCAAUUUUAAAAAAUGAUAAGGAGGUUUAUGAUUGGUUGGAAAAUGGAGAAUUGUCAUUAAUCAGACCUAUUAAUGAGGUAAAUUAUCAUCCAGUAUCCAGUGCAGUAAAUACUGUUAGUAAUAAAGGAGAAGAUUGUGCUAAAGAAGUUGAAUUAAAGAAACCUGAGGAGAGUGCAUCAAGUAAAUUUAUGUCCAAUUGGUUAAAGAGGAAAUCAAAUGAUAAAGAGAUAAAAGAAGAAGUAAAAGAAAAGAUAAAGAAAGAAGAAAUUAAACAAGAAUAG
This is a messenger RNA of Dimorphilus gyrociliatus, 1041 nucleotides long. Lineage: Eukaryota; Metazoa; Annelida; Polychaeta; Dinophilidae. The record is from the annotation of a GenBank genome assembly.